Messenger RNA from Betta splendens (Siamese fighting fish), 7590 nucleotides. It is a transcript of the gene cmip, whose product is annotated as c-Maf inducing protein. The transcript has 21 exons. The record is from RefSeq and is a predicted model, not a curated record. NCBI's taxonomy places the organism in Eukaryota, Metazoa, Chordata, Actinopteri, Anabantiformes, Osphronemidae. The coding region runs from base 2496 to 4934 and encodes 812 amino acids. Gene Ontology annotation, cellular component: cytosol; nucleoplasm.
GUGGGACCGAAGACGUCCAAACGCCACCACUGUCUGAGGAACGACAACCUGGGGGGCACAAACCACAGCUCUCCUCACAUGUAGCAUGUCGGACAGUGAGGAAAUUACCAACACUUUCAAGUGGUUUGUCCAGAGACUUAGACACUGUGAGACUGGGUGGUGUUUGAGUGACUCCCACUGGUCCAGUCUGCUCACACACCGGAGCACAACACAGCCGUCUGCUUAGGCAUCUGUUUACACGCACAUCUGCCUGAGCGUGACCGUGUGAAGUGACAUUAAACUUGUUUUAACGGUGACCGUGAGGCCAUUGUUUACUCUGAUGCUUGAAGUGAUUGUUGUGGAAGCUUACAGGUUUCCAGACAUAUUUGUUUUUGCUUAAAGGACAGUAACUUGUAACAGUAACUGUAUGCGAUGACCCAAAUAUUUAGCGAGUAAAAUCUUCACAUCGCUGUUUUUCUUUUUCACCCACCAUAUAUGAUACGUGUGGUGGUCAGAGGUACAAGCCCAGAAUUUCCAGCUCCCAUGACUGGGAUCCUGUGAUGCAGACUAUGGUCAUAUGAUGAUGGACGCUACUGUACAGGAAACCCCUGCUUCUGUGUGUGGUCACUUAAUGAUCAUCUACUGAGCUAAAAGUUGAACCUGCUGGUUUCAAUCCAGCUUUCCUGUGGGCAGUAGCAGAAUGUCCAGGCCUCAAACUGAAACCUCCUGCUGGUGAGUUAUCGACACCUGACCAUUUACAUCAUAUUGUUUCUGAAGGAUUUUAAGUGAGUGAGGUCUUCUCCAAACUUCAGACUCAAGUAACACAGUUUGAAUCAAACAAAUUGAAUCAAAAUGACCCAAAUAUGAGCAAAAAAACACCAAAAUACAUUUUUUUUAAUGAAAACAAUUUUAUUUAGGAUCACAACCUUUUCUUUGAAGCCGUAAGGUAUUUUCCACAUAAAGAUGAGCUGCUGCUGAAUCAGAGGCGCCUGACGUGAUGACGUUCCUGACAGACUGUCUGCCGCUGCCUCGGCCGGCGUGUUGCGACCUGCUGUCCCGGCAGGAAAAGCAGCUUCAGGAGAGCGUCCCAGAGGAGCCGCGGGGGCCGAGGUGGCUCCAGCUUGUUGUUGAGAUAGGAGGCUGCUACAGUCAGCCUCCCUCCCCCGGGACGCUCGUCUGUUAUCAUCUCUGUCAAUUGUUGGUUCUCCUAAAUUAAAGAGCCAGAGGCGACUGAGGCUGCUUCUCCUUCAUAUUACCAGACGCAGCAGAUGCUGAUAAACACGGUGGAAAUUAUCAGAUAUUAACAGUCUGAGGUGUUUCACAUUGGGGUUGAUCAGUCCAUAAUAAACACUUUCCUUCAGUCCACAGUAGUUUAUUGGUGUUUUUUUUUUUUUGUUUUGGUGCCGGACCUGCACCUCACAGCUGAGACAAGCACUGUUAAACCGGGCUGGAAGCUGUGGACUCUCAGACACUUGUCUUCUGCUUGUGUUGUGGUUUGGUUCCGCCAGAUGGUCAUGGGUUUUAAUUUAAUGCUAAUAUUAAUUAUAGGUGUAACCCUAGUUUUCUAUUAUAUCCGUAUGCUUAAAAGCGACAACAUUUGAUUCCAUCUUUUGGUGGCUUUUGGUUUAUUAUUCAUAAUAAACACAUUUUAAAACACAUUUUAGUGUCACUUCUAGUAUAUGCAUCAGUUCGUUCCAACUGUUAUUUCUUUGUACUUCUCAGAAAAAAAGUCUUGACGUCUCUCAAUUAAUUCUAGGGAAAGAAAAAAUUAGAAACAUUUUUCUGCGCACAAUGGGGAGAGAGCGCGAGCGAGCGAGUGAGCGAGCGAGGAGGGGAGAGAGAGGGGAGCGUGCAUGCGCCGUCGGCAGACAGUGAAGCGCAACAGACACAAGGCUCAUCCGCUCGCCUCCCCAUUGACGUCAGAGCGGUAUCACAUGAAGGAGCAGGAACCAAUCGCCACCGCGCUGUCGGAGAGUGUUGGCACUGUACGCCAAGAUAGGGGAAAAGACUGAAUAAAAGAAAACCGUGCCAGUGAGCCUGUAAUGACCACCAGAGCCCGCGGAGGAGCCUAGCGCCGCCGCCAUUGGAUACGUCGCCUCUUUUCGCCUCCGUUUUACGCGCUCGCCGCGGUGGAUUUGCGUGUUUGGCACCGGGGCGAACGGAAGGGAUAAGGCCAUGGCCCUAACGUAUUGAGUAGCUCGCUGGUGGUGGGGGGAGGCGAGGCGCGCGCCGUCAAGGCGAUUCAUGGGGCAUUGUGUGGCGAGAAAAUGGUGGAUUAUUUGCGCUGUACCAUAAAAAGCUCGCGCCGUGUGGAUUUCCUGUCGUGAGACGUCGUUUCUGGGCCUGUCGGUGCGCGAGGUCGUGUUCUAGCGCUGCUAGGUAGGUAGGUACCCCCCCCCCCCCUCGGCUCCAUUCGCACGACCUUACCCGCUUCUCCGCUGUCCGGGCCUACAUGUAGGACUGUUGUGUUGCCGCGACGCGUUCACGGACACGACGUUCGGUUGGAUUACUAAGAUAUGGAUUUCAACAGCGGCGGAGGAGGCGGCGGCGAGAUACACAACAACCAGUUCUAUCAGUGCGAGGAGAACAAGCCCCUGCUGGGCGAAAUGUCGGAGGGGAAUAACAACACCAAGCUCGGCGCGGGGCCGUGCAAGAGGUCCCUGCACCACUGCAACAGCAGCGGCAUGCGCUACAAGCUGCUCCACGAGGGCGACAUCCAGGUGUGCGUGGUCAAGCACCCCCGCACCUUCCUCAGCAAGAUCCUCACCUCCAAGUUCCUGCGGAGGUGGGAGCCGCACCACCUCACGCUGGCAGACAGCAGCCUGACCUCGGCCACCCCCACCGGCUACAUGGAGACGUCCCUGUCCUACAGCACCAUAGAAGACCUGCAGCUCCUCUCAUGGGACAAUGCUCCAAAGUACUGUGUCCAGCUCAGCUUCCCAGGCGGCACCGUCCUGCUGCAGGCAGCGAACAGCUACCUGAGGGACCAGUGGUUUCACUCCCUGCAGUGGAAGAAAAAGAUCUACAAGUACCGCAAGGUUCUGAACAACCCGAGUCGCUGGGACGUGGUGCUAAAGGAGAUCAGAGCGCUGGUGGACAUGGCUCUGACGUCGCCGCUGCAGGACGAGUCCAUCCACCAGGCUCCCCUGCACAUCAUCUCCACGCUGCUGGCUGAGAACUCCAACCUGAGCCCUCAGGACCAUGAGAACAUCAUUGUGGCCAUCGCUCCUCUUCUGGAAAACAACCACCCACCUCCGGACCUGUGUGAGUUCUUCUGUAAGCACUGUCGGGAGCGGCCGCGGUCAAUGGUCGUGAUCGAAGUGUUCACUCCUGUGGUCCAGAGAAUCCUCAAACAUAACAUGGAUUUUGGGAAGUGCCCUCGACUUCGUCUCUUCACUCAGGAAUACAUCCUGGCUCUCAACGAGCUCAACGGUGGGAUGGAGGUUGUAAAGAAGUUUGUCCACAGCAUGCACGGCCCGACGGGCCAGUGUCCCCACCCGCGCGUCCUGCCCAACCUGGUGGCCGUGUGUCUGGCUGCCAUUUACUCCUGUUAUGAGGAGUUCAUCAACAGCCGUGACAACUCCCCCAGCCUGAAGGAGAUCAGAAACGGCUGCCAGCAGCAGAACGACCGCAAGCCGCCGAUGCCGCUCCGACUGCUGCGCCCCGAGCCCCCCACGCCUCCGCCCGCCACCAUCCUCCCCCUCUCCCCCAACCCCAGUCCUCCCCAGCCGCCCCCCGCCGCCCCCGCAAACCCCGUCGCGCCCGUCCCUAUCUCCUCCCCGACGCCCACCCUGCCCCUCUCCCCUCCGCCCUCCGUGGUCAACUCCAGCGAGAUCCUGGUGGAGCUGGAGCGGAACAACUCGGCCAACGUCGGGCGGAAGGGCGGUCCGGCGGGGGGCGACAGUGAGCCCAACCUGAUCGACUGUUUGCUUGUGAGCCCAGCCCUCAACACGCUGUCCAUCCAGCUGCCGGCGCAGGCCGACCGCGUGCUGGGCUGCUUCGCCCUCAUCCUCAAGAUGCUGUCAGACUAUGAUGACUGGAGACCGGCCCUGGCCAGCCUGCUGCAGCCCAUCCCCUUCCCUAAAGAGGCGCUUGCACAUGCCAAAUUCACCAAGGAACUGAAAUAUGUUAUUCAGAGGUUUGCAGAGGAUCCAAGGCAGGAGGUCCACUCCUGCCUCCUCAGCGUGCGUUCAGGUAAAGACGGCUGGUUCCAGCUCUACAGCCCCGGAGGCGUGGCAUGCGAUGAUGAUGGGGAGCUCUUUGCCAGUAUGGUUCAUAUACUGAUGGGAUCCUGUUAUAAGACCAAGAAGUUCCUCCUGUCGCUGGCUGAGAACAAGCUGGGUCCCUGCAUGCUGCUGGCUCUGCGUGGAAACCAGACCAUGGUGGAGAUCCUGUGUCUGAUGCUGGAGUACAACAUCAUCGAGAACAAAGACACCCAGCUGCAGAUCAUCUCCACCCUGGAGAGCACCCAGGUCGGCCUCCGCAUGUACGAGCAGCUCUGUGACCGGCAGCGAGAGCUCAAAGAGCUGCAAAGGAAAGGAGGCCCCACGAGACUCACGCUACCGUCCAAGUCCACGGACGCAGACCUGGCCCGUCUGUUGAGCUCAGGUUCCUUUGGGAACCUGGAGAACCUGAGCCUGGCCUUCACCAACGUCACCAGUGCCUGUGCCGAGCAGCUCAUCAAGCUGCCUUCACUCAAACAGCUCAACCUCUGGUCCACACAGUUCGGGGACGCGGGUUUGCGGUUGUUAUCCGAGCAUCUGGCCUGCCUCCAGGUCCUGAACCUGUGCGAGACUCCGGUCACUGAUGCUGGUCUGCUGGCUCUCAGUUCCAUGAAGAGCCUUUGCAGCCUGAAUAUGAACAGCACCAAGCUCACAGCGGACACGUACGAGGACCUGAAGGCCAAACUGCCCAACCUGAAAGAUGUGGACGUUCGCUACACGGAGGCCUGGUGAUUCACCCCCGCCCAAACCCAGCCAGACGCACACACAGACCCGGGUUCCAAUGCAUAACAUAAAUACAGCGGUGGCGUCACCCAGCCAUCAUCUUGUCAUUAGACCAGGAGGUCCAACAUCAGGCCAGCGGAUCCCAGAAGCCACCCCCACCCCCCACAUUUGUGUCUGAGCAGCUCUGACGUCACCACCAGCCCCUUCAGUGGCGUGACUCUGGACGUGUGUCACGUUGGUCUACAUGACAUAUCUUGGACUUACCACACUCGUGUCGCCGACGUCCCACGGACCUCCCUUCUAUCGACCUGGUCGGAGGACUAUUGUAACUGUACCGGGACCUCCCCCUGCCCUCGUCCAUAUGUGGUCCCUCGGUUCCUCCCAUUAGAAGCUUCUCCUCUACCCUGCCCCGGUGCGAGGAGACACUGGACACAGCAGCUCUCAUUCCAACGACAAUGUAGCUCCCCACGCGGACGGGCCCACAUUGGCUGCCUGCAGCCGCUCACUGGUGAAGCCCUGCGUUGGGGAAGAUUAGGCGCUACCUCUGAGAGCGAGCUGCAGACUGUGCCUGUUCCUCACACAGCACCUUCACACACGGGAGAAAAAUGUUUUUACUAACUUGAAUGAACAUAUUUUUCCAGACAUCAGUGCUUUCAUAUAUUGUGUUUCUAUCUAAAUCGUGUAUAUGAAGACGAACCCCAGUGACAUUACACAAACAGGGAACGCUGAACAGCGAUGGCCACAUUUUUUCCUCUUUCGUUGCUCACCCAUCACUAUUUAAUAGAACCGUUGUGUAGCAGUAGCCGCGUGGUCUGUGACCGCCCAGUGCUCCUGAUUUCGUCCAAGCCGUAAUGAAGUAGAAGCCCCCCCCCCCAGCUCCAUCCUAACCGCUUGGAAAGAAAAAAGGCCAAACGUGGAUUUAGUUUAGUCCUCUUGUUUUUUUGCACACUGUGUCGUUGUGGUUUGGGUGCUGUUCCCUGGACACUGCCCCCGCCCCCCCCCCCCCCCCCCCCCCCCCCCCCUGCUGAAGGACCACAGUGCCUCUAGAGCUGUGGAUGGUUAGCUUCCAUUCUCCUAUCCUUAUUUGCCAUAACAUGUAGGUGACAUUUUGGUUCGUAUGGAUCGUCAGUGGACACACAUGACUGAAGGGACUCUGCCUGUCGACAUUCCCUCAACGUGUUUUCUGUCUGAACUGCCUGUCAAGUCGUCUCCUCUCUGUCAGCCUCCCUCUGACCAUCCACCCAUUUAUUUAUUUGUGGGCCUCCGGCCUGUGGACGACGGAGGCAGGGGCUGCAGCGAAGGACAGCAUCCGUCCACUACUCGCUUUGUUUCUUAUUUAUUUGGUGCCAUGACAAGUUUGCGUUUUGACCUGUUGGGGUCUGGCUUUAGGACCUCGUACUCUCUUUCAUAUUGUCUAGGAUGUAUAUACAAGUGUGUGUAUAUAGCUCUCUCCUCGUCUGACCCCCCUUUCUUUCUUCAUCUGUUUCUUUCAGCCUUGCCAGGCUGCUGUUGCCUUCAUCUUAUUUUUGUUGCUUCUCACACAAAGUGCACUGUAAUCUUUAAAAAAAUGUUUUAGAUGCAUAAUAUCUUUUAAGUUUCCGACAUCUUUGAUUUGAUCAUGUGUUACGUGUUCUUAUUUGCAUGUACAUGUUGCUGCGUCGUCUGUUUUUGUUUAGGGUUUGCUUUUGUUUUGGGGUUUUUUUCUGUAAUUUUGUUUUAUAAAAGUUUUGAAAUAUGAUAAAGGGUCUGAUCACUAUUUCACUGAGGUCAGGGACUGAAACUGAGAGAUCCCGCUCAUUUGUGAUUGGCUCAGCUCUCGCUCAUCCUGCUGUUGAACCAGAGUCAUCAUUUUUAGUGAGGCUGACGCGUCACAAUAAGACUUUGACCAUGUUCAUAUCAAAACUAACCCUAUUGUUUCCUGCCACAUAGCGACUGUAUGUUACAGGUGCUCACGGUCCGCAUUCGUGUUUAAUACGUCCACAUGCGUCACAGCUGAUGAUCACUGUAGUACUGUUUUAACUCUGGCAGCUUUUAGAGGUACACGUCAGUAUUUUUGGAAAUAUGAACCCAGACACACUGGGCUAGCGUGGCCUAGCUUAGCCUAGCCUAGGCUAAAGACGGACAUGUAAACUGUCUGGCACAGUCACAGAACUAGUAUUUCUGCUUGGCCAUACAGACAUGAAAGCACAUAUUUCCAAAAAGUGCAUCUGUUCCUUUAACCGACUGUCCAGUCCAGGGAGACCUGAACUCCUCUGUUCAGGCCCGGCUCGUCGAGGCCUGAGCCCAGCUCUCAUGGCGCCGCAUCCUGUGGAGCUCGCAGCACUUUGCUUUCCCAUCCUGACUCUUUUCACAAGCUGUAAACACUUUCUACCGUUUUAUACCAAGUUGUGUACAGAAGGAAGUGGGUCAGCCUGACAAAUCGGACUGAAAAGACUGUUUCCCAUGAAUCGUUGUAGUAAAUCCCUGUUUUGGCAGCUGAAACGAGGCCCUCGUGUUUCUCUCUCUUUCAGUCUUUCUCCGCGUUGAUCUGCUUCUCCUGCUGGAUUAUUGCUAUUACUGCUGCUCCGUGGCUGUUGUAAUAAAAAUACAAAAGACCGUCUACAGGAAAAAUAACUAUGAUGUUUAAUGAUUUCAGUCAAAUAAAAUUGUCUGUGAAUAUGUUUCA